Molecule: messenger RNA, 1818 nt
Organism: Closterium sp. NIES-65
Lineage: Eukaryota; Viridiplantae; Streptophyta; Zygnematophyceae; Desmidiales; Closteriaceae
Source: the annotation of a GenBank genome assembly
AUGCUCACCCCCCUCCGUCGCCCACGCUCACUUCCCGAUUGUCGCCGACGCGCACUCCCCUCCGUCACAGACGCGCAUCCCCUCCGUUGCCUAGAGUCACUCCCCUUCAUCGCCACGCUCACUCCCCUCCGUCCCACAUGCUCGCCCAUGCUCACCUUUGAUUCCACACGUCCUCUCCCAUCUCCGCCUCCCCAAAUCUCCGCCUCAUCCCAGCUCCGCCUCACCCCAUCUCCGCCUCUCCCCAUCUCCGCCUCUCCCUAUCUCCGCCUCAACCCAUCUCCGUCUCACCUCAUCUCCCCCUCAUCCCAUCUCCCCCUCACCUCAUCUCCGCCUUACCUCCUGUCUGCCUCAUCCCUUCUCCCCCUCACCUCAUCUCCCCCUCAUCCCGUCUCCCCCUCACCUCAUCUCCGCCUCACCUCAUCUCCCCCUCAUCCCAUCUCCCCCUCAUCCCAUCUCCCCCUCACCUCAUCUCCGCCUCACCUCAUCUCCGCCUCACCUCGUCUCCGCCCCACCUCACCCGUCGUUCAUCUCUGCCUCAUCCCUUCUCCCCGGACCUCAUCUCCCCCUCAUCCCAUCUCCCCCUCACCUCAUCUCCGCCUCACCCCGUCUCCGCCUCACCUCAUCUCCCCAUCAUCCCAUCUCCCCCGCAUCCCUUCUCCCCCUCACCUCAUCUCCCCCACAACUCAUCUCCGCCUCACCUCAUCUCCACCUCAUCCCAUCUCCUCCUCAUCCCAUAUCUGCCUCCCUCUUCCAAACCCAUGCUCUCCCCAUCCCUCCUCUCCCAUGCCUCCACUCCCCAUCCAUCCUGUCCCCAUCCCUCCUCUCACCCCUCCUCCUCUCUCCUUGUGGUGCAACUCAAGACACACGAGCGCCUCCCUCAUCUCUGCUCCCGUAGCCUCUCCCCAUCCCUCCUCUACCCAUCCCUCCUCUACCCAUCCCUCCUCUACCCAUCCCUCCUCUGCCCAUCCCUCCUCUACCCGUCCCUCCUCUGCCCAUCCCUCCGCUGACCCCACCCCAUCCCCCCAAUUCCUCCUCUCUCCGUCCCUCAGCUUCCGACUCCUCCGCUCCCCAUCCCUCCGCUCCCCAUCCCUCCGCUCCCCAUCCCUCCACUCCCCAUCCCUCCACUCCCCAUCCGCCUCAUCCCAUAUCCGCCUCAUCCCAUAUCCGCCUCACCCCAUAUGCGCCUCACCCCAUAUCCGCCUCACCCCAUAUCCGCCCCACCCCCUCGCAUCCCACUCACGGCGUUCCUUAUGGUUUUCCCCAGCAAAUGAUGGAGCCCAUUCCCUAAUCCCCAAGCUACCUCCCUCCCCUUCUCCCCUUCUCUCCUCUGUCCAGCCAUGCAGUGGCAUCACACUUCAACGGCCGCGUUCUCUUGUUACCACCUCUCCCCAUCCCCUUUCCAGCCCAUCCCCUUCUCUCCCCAUCCCCACUUCUCCCCAUCCCCUUCUCUCCCCAUCCCCUUUCCUCCCCAUCCCCUUCUCUCCCCAUCCCCACUUCUCCCCAUCCCCUUUCCUCCCCAUCCCCUUCUCUCCCUAUCCCCACUUCUCCACAUUCCCUUCUCUCCCCAGCCAUUUCCAACCCCACCCACAUCCCUUCAACGCCUUCCAAGUGUCGCCCUACCACCCCUCCUCCCUACCUUUGACCCCACACUCUCUUGCUGCUGAAAGCAAUCGGGUCCUGUCCUCAGGGGCCAGGAUCAAAUCCCCUCAUCUCCCUCACCCCUCCUCCGCCCCACCCCAUGUCAACAUCACCCCAGCUGUGCUGUGCCUCGCAUUCCCAGCUGUACAUGAAAGGCGACAUGCUGCGUGCACCCUUUGA